UUCCUUUCCCGAUGAUGCCACUCUAGCGGCGCUCCCUUCUCCCUUUCCCAUUACCUUUUCCCCAUUUCCUCCCCACUUCCUCCUCGCUUCCUUCCUCCCUUCCUUCCUUCCUUCCUUUCCUGGGGGAGGGGGCGAUGGAGUCCCAGUGCGACUACUUCAUGUACUUCCCGGCGACCUCGUUCCCGUGCCGGGCGGAGCUGGAGGGCGAGCCCGGCCGGUACCGCUCCCUCCCGCGGAGGAACCACCUCUACCUGGGAGAGACCGUCCGCUUCCUCCUCGUCCUCCGCUGCCGCAAUGCGCCUCCCUCUUCCUCUUCCGCUUCCGCUUCCUCUUCCUCCUCCGCCCCCCCUCCUCCCCCCCCUUGGGGCCAGCUGGCGGGGUCUCUUUCCGCCCUGGCCAGCGUCAGCCCCGGAGGGGGAGGGGGGGGGAGGGGGAGGGGCGGGGGGAGUAGGGGGCCUGGGUCUGCUUCCCGAGGGUGCCGCCCCCUCCUCACCCACGGCGCCCCCGCCAAGGCCACCCCCGCCGCCGCCAGGUCCCUCCCAACUGAGGAGCCCAUUGUCUCCACCGACGAGGUCAUCUUCCCGCUGACCGUCUCCCUGGACAAGCUGCCGCCUUCGACCCUCAAGGCCAAGAUCGUGGUGACGGUCUGGAAGCGGGACCAGGAGAAGGCGGAGGCGCGGGAGAGGGGCUACCUGAGCCUCCUGCAGGACCGCGCCCCCGCCCAGACCUUCAAGGAGGAGCAAGGCGCUUUCAAGGCACAAGUGAGCACCCUGCUGACCGUCCUUCCGCCCCCGGAGGUCAAGUGCCAACAGCUCAACGUGGCCGGGAAGCACCUGACGGUCCUGAAAGUAUUGAAUGCGGCCUCGCAGGAGGAGGUCUCCGUCUGGGACGUCCGGAUCCUGCCCAACUUCAACGCCAGUUACCUCCCCAUGAUGCCCGACGGGUCCGUCUUGCUGGUUGACGACGUUUGCCACCAGUCGGGCGAGGUCUCCAUGGCCUCCUUCUGCCGCGUCUCCUCCUCUUCUUCCUCUUCCUCUUCUUCCUCCUCGGCUUCCUGCUCCCUCCGGGCCCUUGAGGAGCAGAACUUCCUCUUCCAGCUGCAGGCCCCCGAGCAGCCCCCCAGCAGCGCUAAAGAGGGCCUGGAGGUCCCUCUCAUCGCGGUGGUCCAGUGGUCGACCCCCAAGCUGCCCUUCACCUCCAGCAUCUACACGCACUACAGGCUGCCCAGCAUCCGCCUGUCGCGCCCGCGCUUUGUGAUGACGGCGGAAUGCCCCUCGCCUGUCCCGCUGCACCGCCGCUUCACCGUCACCUACACGCUCAUCAACAACCUGCAGGACUUCCUGGCCGUGCGCCUGGUCUGGACCCCGGAGAGUGCUGCCACAGGCAAGAAGCUGUCCCGCGAGGAGCGCCGCGCGCUGCAGGACACCCAGGAGGCCAUUGUGUGCCACACGCCCCUCAACAACCUGGGCUUCUCCCGCAAAGGCAGCGCACGCACCUUCCGCGUCACCUUCCAGGCCCUGCGUGCCGGGCUCUACGAGCUCUCUCAGCACAUGAAGCUGAAGCUGCAGUUCACGGCCAGCGUCUCGAACCCUCCUCCCGAGGCGCGCCCGGUCUCGCGCAAGAGCAGCCCCGGCAGCCCGGCCGUGCGUGAGCUGGUGGAGCGGCACCAGGCCAGCCUCGGGCGCUCACAGAGCUUCUCCCACCAGCAGCCCGCCCGCGGGCACCUCAUGCGGUCCGGCAGCGUCAUGGAGCGCAGGGCCAUCACGCCCCCGGUGGGCUCCCCAGUGGGGCGGCCACUCUACCUGCCCCCCGACAAGGCCGCCCUCUCCCUGGACAAGAUUGCCAAGCGGGAGUGCAAGGUGCUGGUCAUUGCGCCCGGGACGUGAUGCAAGUGGGACCCCCGAGGAGGGCGCGGCCCUUUGCCACUGCCGACCUGCCGCCCGCCCCCCCCUCCACCCACCGACGCACCCCCUCCCCAGGCCAAAGGCUCUGUCCGCCAGGAAUGGCUGUGCGCUGCACAAGGAGGGCCACCGCCUCGCUCUCUGCCACCAGAAAACCCCUCGCUGUGCCAUCCACCCCUGGGACCCCCCUGCAAAAGGAGGAAGGAAGGAAGGAAGCCCAACAGGUGCUGCAGGUGGGGAUGCGGAUGCAGAUGCUGCGGAGCAUCUUGGACCUCCUCCGUGCU
Molecule: messenger RNA, 2185 nt
Organism: Anolis sagrei ordinatus
Lineage: Eukaryota; Metazoa; Chordata; Lepidosauria; Squamata; Anolidae
Source: RefSeq, a predicted model, not a curated record